AUGAGGCCGUUCUCGUUCCUUAUCGCCGGUCUCACACUGGUCUCUGGUGCCAUCGCCGUCGACAUCCAGAAAUCAGUUCUCGUCACCUAUCCGCCCGAGACCCCCGACUCGGUUGUGGCACAGGCCAAGCAAGCUGUAGUGGACGCUGGCGGAAUCAUCACCCACGAGUACACCCUAAUCAAGGGGUUUGCGGCAAAGGUUGGCGAGAAAGUACUCGGCUCGGUUUCGGCAUGGGGAAAGGACUACCAAGUGCUGGUUGAGGAGGAUCAGGAGGUUCACCAAAUGGGUGGCGGUGGUGUCGGUCUUUGA
Molecule: messenger RNA, 309 nt
Organism: Chaetomium globosum CBS 148.51
Lineage: Eukaryota; Fungi; Ascomycota; Sordariomycetes; Sordariales; Chaetomiaceae
Exons: 2
Coding region: 1-309 (102 amino acids)
Biological process (GO): vacuole fusion, non-autophagic
Molecular function (GO): endopeptidase inhibitor activity
Source: RefSeq, a predicted model, not a curated record